This is a messenger RNA of Hippocampus zosterae (dwarf seahorse), 1836 nucleotides long. RefSeq names its product v-maf avian musculoaponeurotic fibrosarcoma oncogene homolog a (paralog a) (gene mafa). The transcript is spliced from 3 exons. Gene Ontology annotation, molecular function: DNA-binding transcription factor activity, RNA polymerase II-specific; RNA polymerase II cis-regulatory region sequence-specific DNA binding. Gene Ontology annotation, biological process: regulation of transcription by RNA polymerase II. Gene Ontology annotation, cellular component: nucleus. Lineage: Eukaryota; Metazoa; Chordata; Actinopteri; Syngnathiformes; Syngnathidae. Bases 528 to 1592 code for a protein of 354 amino acids. The record is from RefSeq and is a predicted model, not a curated record.
AGGGGUGAAAAAAGUUUUGUUUCUGUAGUCGACUAAUAUGCUAAUUAGCCAUCGCAGUGUGCGACCCCAUUGGCUCCUCGUCCGAGACAAUUUCCCACUUGCAGCCUGACGUCAUGUGAGCUCCAAAGCUCUUAAACUCAACUGCUGUGUGAUGCCUGCCUCAAAAAAUCGCUCCCGUGUUCAGCCUCCGCUCGCUCGCUUGCAGCCGGCUGCGUCGGGUGGCGAUGUCUCCGUGAGAAAAAGCGCGUGAAAAGUUGUGUUAAAUGUUUCAAAUACAAGGCGCGCACCGAGAAGGGACUCCGCUCCUCGUGUGCGCGACACCCAGGCCGGUGUGUGUGCGCGAAAGCCUCCGCCGAGCGACGGCCAAAGUAGUCCGAGCCGGGACGCAUUAGAAACUCUUGUUUGUGACGCUUUCGACAAACUCUCUCAAGGUGGCUCACGUUCUCGCCAGCCAUCCGGCCGCACCGGCCGCUCUUCAGCCCGUCUGGAGGACUGUGAGCAGCAACAGCAGCGGCAACAGCAAGAGGAUGGCAUCAGAGCUGGCAAUGAGCAACUCCGACCUGCCCACCAGUCCCCUGGCCAUGGAAUAUGUUAAUGACUUCGAUCUGAUGAAGUUUGAAGUGAAAAAGGAGCCGGUCGAGCCCGAUCGCACCAUCAGCCAGUGCAGCCGCCUCAUCGCCGGGGGAUCCUUGUCUUCCACGCCGAUGAGCACGCCCUGCAGCUCUGUGCCCCCCUCCCCGAGCUUCUCGGCGCCCAGUCCGGGCUCGGGGAGCGAGCAGAAGACACACAUAGAGGACUUCUACUGGAUGUCCGGUUACCAACAGCAGCUCAAUCCAGAGGCGCUGGGGUUCAGCCCCGAGGACGCGGUCGAGGCGCUCAUCAACAGCAGCCACCAGCUCCAGUCGUUCGAUGGCUACGCCAGAGGCCAGCAGUUCGCGGGCGCAGCCGGCCCGGGGGGCGCCAUGGCCGGGGAGGAGAUGGGCUCCGCCGCGGCGGUAGUGUCGGCGGUCAUCGCUGCGGCCGCCGCUCAGAACGGGGCACAGCACCACCACCACCAUCACCACCACAACCACAGCGGGGCCGGGGGAGGUGGAGGAGGGGGCGGCGGAGGCGGAGGCGGAGGUGGCGGCCACCACCACCACCACCACCACCAGGCGCCGGGCAUCCAGUCCAACGGCGUCUCCGGGACAAAUCACCACCCGCACAUGCGCCUGGACGACCGCUUCUCAGACGAGCAGCUGGUCACCAUGUCCGUGCGGGAGCUCAACCGGCAGCUGCGGGGGGUCAGCAAGGAAGAAGUCAUCCGGCUCAAGCAGAAGAGGAGGACCCUCAAGAACCGAGGCUACGCGCAGUCGUGUCGCUUCAAGCGCGUCCAGCAGCGGCACGUCCUGGAGGGCGAGAAGACGCAACUGGUGCAGCAAGUGGAGCACCUCAAGCAGGAGAUCUCCAGGCUGGUCCGGGAGAGGGACGCGUACAAAGAAAAGUAUGAGAAGCUCAUCGGCAACGGCUUCAGAGAAAGUGGCUCGAGCAGCGACAACAACCCGUCAUCUCCGGAGUUUUUCAUGUCAUCCAGAAAAUUCCUCCAUCUGUGAUUUCAAGCCCCAUUCCUCCUCGCCCUUGGUUACCUGAGACAACUCCACGAGUGAGCAGUGAGGACAUCAGCGGGCGGCCAAUCGCAUGAAGACACCAACAAAGCACAACAUUAAAAAAUGUCUUCGCCAGGGGGACGGAAGACAGACCGGCUGAUAGCUCUCCAAAUUGCUACUUUUGACUCGUCCCUGAUAUUUUGCUUCCAGCUUUUUUUUUUCUACAAAACCUGAAAAAGGGAGAAAAAGA